Acanthocheilonema viteae is the source of this 2147-nucleotide messenger RNA. The record is from the annotation of a GenBank genome assembly. NCBI's taxonomy places the organism in Eukaryota, Metazoa, Nematoda, Chromadorea, Rhabditida, Onchocercidae.
GAUUUUUAAUCAUUAUUUCAGUAUCGGAUAAUCCGAAAAGGAUUUUCGUUGCUGAUUUCAGCGCAACAGUUAAUGCAGAUUUGAUCAAAUUUGGGGAACUUCAGGCUCAUCGUCGUAUCAUUGGGUUUGUUGGUGUUGUUCAUGCACCAAUUGAAGAUGAGGAAGCAGAAGCGUCACAGCAACAUUCCGAUAUAGACACUGCGGCAGAUCGUCGAGUUGAUGAUUCGAAUCCGAAAACACAUUAUCUUGCAAAAAUCAAAGAGCAAUACGAUUUUGUAAAGACUGAGUACGCGUCAACUCUUGUGGAUUCGCGAUGUAUUGUUAUCGGAUAUCCAGAAAUUUUAUGGAAAAUUAGUCUCAAUUUUUUAUUUAUUAGUGUAGAUGUUGUUGGAUCUAGAGAGAAAACUGGACUUCCAUCUUUGGUCCUAAUGAAAUGCAAGGAAUCUAUAAAGGGAUUGUGGUCUUCGCGAGAAUUAUUUUCUUUCAAAACUCUCGAUGAUGCGGAUUCAUUGGAAAUGGGUAUAAGAGAUUUUCUGCGCUCCAUUUAUUACGUAUUGGAAAGUCGUCGACUUGAUCUUUCUUUUGAGAAGCAGGAAUGUCCAUCAUGUCCGGCGCUAAUCGACGAACAAAAGUAUCGUCAAGGUUUGGAAAAUAAAGCCAGCAAAAUAUACAGGAAAAAAUGUAUUGGUCGCCUUCGGAAACAAGUUGCCGAUUACACACUCAUAACAGGAUUGCCCACUUUAGCAAUGGAUUCCUAUCAAUCAGCCAUCGAAUUCCUUAAACAGGCUAACGAUUUGCUUUGGCUUGCUGCUGCUUAUGAAGGUUGGGCUUGUUCAGCAAUGGUAGCGAAGUAUGAUCUAACAGAAGAAUGUGCUUCUAUUAGUGGAAUGCAACGAAUUUCAACGAUGACCUCCGAACAGAUUCUUUCGGCACGUAAAACAAACCAGUAUAGUACCGGUAUUUCGACUGGACAUCAGAGACAUUGGUCAGAUGAAGAAUGUUCUUUAAAGACUUCGUCUGCAUUAGGAGAAGUUCAAAUUUUAGAUGACUGUUCUUGUCGUCAUUCUUUUCGAUUACGUUGGAAUGGAUCAGCUUAUGAUAAAUCCGGAAAGUAUGGGAUCAAUUAUUUGGAAAUUGUUGAAAGAUUCAAAGCUGCAUUGGAAAGUUACGAAAGGUUUUCAUUUGCUGCAUGGAUCGAAUAUGAAUGCAUGAUGAAAGCUGCUUCUGUUUUUCGAUAUCAGCGUUUAUAUGUAGACAUGGAGGGUUUCAUAAGAGAACAUAUUGGUAAAUAUCUUGCGGACGGUUUUAAUCAGUUUGGUCAUUUCACAAAAGCUGUGAUAUGCCUUAAUUCUGCAGAAGUAUAUCAUAAAAUUGGUUUUAAUCGAAAAUCUGCAUUUUUUGCUCGUCUAGGGGUUUUAUUCCGCUUACAUAUGACGAAGAGCGGAAAUCGCAGCGUUCUGGACUACCGACAAGUCUAUCCAAUAUUAUAUAGAACACUGACUGGUUAUGGGGUGCCUGAGAAUUCAAAAGAGUUCUCAAAUGAUUUAAUGAGAUUAGGACCAGUACAUAUUCAGAGGAAAGCUUUGCAUGAAGUGUUCAUGAGUGCAUUACGUGCCGAAUACUACGAUGCAGCUAUACGCCAUCUGUGCUAUAUUUUACAGGUUUAUUAUAAUUAUAUGGAUCAAGAAACGUCUGAGCGAAUGCUUGGAGAACUGACCAAAUUAGUAGCAUCGCGGGAUGUUCAACACCAGCUCAGUCAGCACAUUUCAUUACCACAGCAUGGACUUAUCAUACCGCCAAUUCAGAUGAUGCGUUUCCCGAAACUUGAGAAGUUUGCAGUCUGUCCCCUUCCGGGACACCUUGCUGCCACGAUUAUUCGACCCAAGCUUCACUCCGACAUAUUUAUUUAUUCGCCAUUUCAACAUGAGAUUGCUUCGAAAGUUACAUGGGUUCAAGAUUGCGCUUGCGAGGUUUCCAUAUCGGUGAUCAAUUGUCUGCCAUGCGAACUAUCCGUAUCCAAUCUUGCUUUACUUUCUGAAGGUUGCGCUUUUGAGCCAAUUCCUGUCCGACUUACUUUACCUGCAUCUAGUGAUAAUACAGAAGCUGUAGAUUUCAAACUCAUUGGAGUGCCCAGGCGAGUUUAUUGA